GUUUGCUUGACGGACCGCCGCGAUCUGUGACUGCGGGCGCUGAAAUGCUAAACCUUUCCUGGAAUCGGAUUCCCGGGAACCUCCAGCUGAACCGACUCUGCAGCAGCACUUUCCACAGAGCUCACUCUGCAGCUGUGCUCUCAUUUAAGCAGAGGAGCUUCUCCUGUCCAGACUUCUGGAACCACUAAGACGUUUAUUCACUGGAUUUAGGUUAUUUUUUAGUGGUGGAAAUUAUUUUCUUUCGCCUUGAUUUCAGUGUCAGGCCGCAAUGGUUGCCCGUGCAGCGACCAUCUUGCAUCACGAGGAGCCGCAAAGUUCCUGCUACUCACAACCCUUACCUCCAGCCUGGCACCCAGCACAGGACCUCCAAUGCAUCACCACCAAUUUCCAGUAUCUGCAGACCACAGGUUGGUACUGGGGUUCUAUCUCAGCGAGCCAAGCUCGGGAAGUUCUCCAGUCCAAGUCUGAAGGGACAUUCCUGGUGCGGGACAGCAGCCACCCUCAGUACAUGCUGGCCCUUUCAGUAAAGACCCGCUGUGGGCCCACCAGCGUGCGCAUCGAGUACAACAGAGGCAGCUUCUGGCUGGACUCCACGUCGCCUCAGUUGCCUCACCUACAAGCGUUCCCAGACGUUCCGAGCCUCGUCCAGCACUACACCGCCUCAGGCCAGACGGCGCAGGACCUGGAGUCCGUCCGGCCCCAAACCAAGCCGGACCCAGUGCAGCGCGCGGCUAAAGACAGCGGCGUUCCUCUUAAGCUCCUGCGUCCGUUGCACAACGUGCAGCAGGGUUUUCCUUCUCUGCAGCACCUGGCACGCCUCGCCAUCAACAAACACACAAACUGCACCGACCAGCUGCCCCUCCCAAAGCCGCUGCUGCGCUUCCUGCAGAACUACCCUUUCUUCAUAUGAGCCCGGUGGACGCAGAGGGACAAAGAUACAGGAACAUGGUUGGGAUUCCUGUCCAUGACUAUGGAUGUGGAGCUGUGUUAGAUCCUGCAUCAGAUUCACUGGAGCACAGGGAGAGAAGACAGAGAUGGCCCAAGUACAAGAAACCUCAACGUUACUUCACAUAAAUGAGUAGGGCUAACUCCAGAACAGCAGCUUUUCCUAAAACCGAUUUCUAUGUUUACCUUAGCGACUGUGAAAUCUGCAGUGAUUGCCAACAUGUUUUAUUCUGAGCUGCAAAAGAAAACCUGUGGAUUUUAGAUGGUUGGCAAUGAGGCAGAGAUAACUUUACAGAAUAAACCAAAUUAUCUGAG
This is a messenger RNA of Xiphophorus couchianus (Monterrey platyfish), 1260 nucleotides long. It is a transcript of the gene cishb, whose product is annotated as cytokine inducible SH2-containing protein b. The coding region runs from base 269 to 910 and encodes 213 amino acids. Gene Ontology annotation, biological process: phosphatidylinositol phosphate biosynthetic process; intracellular signal transduction. Gene Ontology annotation, molecular function: 1-phosphatidylinositol-3-kinase regulator activity. The transcript is spliced from 3 exons. Gene Ontology annotation, cellular component: phosphatidylinositol 3-kinase complex. The record is from RefSeq and is a predicted model, not a curated record. NCBI's taxonomy places the organism in Eukaryota, Metazoa, Chordata, Actinopteri, Cyprinodontiformes, Poeciliidae.